GUGAACUUCUGUUCCUAGAAGCUGUGGAUGAGCUGUGGAUUGGUCUGAAUGACCUCAACACACAAAUGUACUUUGAGUGGAGUGAUGGGACCCCUGUGACGUACACCAAUUGGUUGCCUGGAGAACCAACCCAAGGAAUCAACAGGCAAGAGGAUUGUGUUGUCAUGGCAGGAAAGGAUGGAUACUGGGCAGACAGUGCCUGUGAUAGAAAGUUAGGUUACAUCUGUAAAAGAGACCCACUACAAGGAGUUGCUGGGACAACAAAGACUGAUCCUGCCUGCCUGAAGGGCUGGAAAAGACAUGGAUUUUACUGCUACCUGGUUGGACAUACCUCUGUAACAUUUUCAGAAGCAAAGAAAACCUGUGAAAGGAGCCGUGGUUAUUUGACAAGUGUAGGAGACAGAUAUGAACAAGCCUAUCUGACCAGCCUUGUUGGUCUAAGUUCUGAGAAGUAUUUUUGGAUUGGUCUCUCGGACACAGAAGAACAAGGGAUGUUCAAGUGGGUGACUGGUGAAGGUGUUCUGUACACAAACUGGAACGCAGCAAUGCCUGGGAAUAAAGCUGGUUGUGUUGCCCUAAGGACUGGAAAUGCAGCUGGACUAUGGAAUGUUCAGAACUGUGAAGUAAAGGCAAAAUUUCUCUGCAAAAAACUGGCUGAAAAAAUCACUCUUCCUUCUGUUCCUGAAACUGUUUCUGAUUCCAUAUGUCCCAUGGGUUGGGAUACAAGCAAUAGCACUAAUUCAUGCUUCAGAGGUUUUGUGAGAGAAGAAAACCAAAAGAAAACAUGGUUUGAAGCCCGAGAUUUCUGUAGAGCAAUAGGAGGAGAUUUGGCUGCCAUUAGAAGUGAAGAAGAGCAAACAGUGAUAGAAAAUUCAAUAAAAAAAAAAUCCCCAUCAUCUCAGAUUUUCUGGAUAGGUUUGCAGUAUUUGGAUCCUGAUGGUGGGCCUUCCUGGAGUGAUGGAUCACCGGUGAACUAUAACAAAAAUACAUAUACUUACAACGCUGCUUUUGAAUAUUGUGGAGCAAUCUCUGAAGAGGAUUCCAUGUCAUGGAUUCAGGUGCACUGUGAAUACAGUCAUAACUGGAUUUGUAAAAUAAAGAAAGGAACACCCUUGAAACCAGAACCUCUGGGCCCUUCUGCCACAUACGAAGUCACAGAAGAUGGCUGGAUUAUAAAGGGAGACAGACAGUAUUUUUUCAGCACAGAAACGACUUCUAUGGAGAAAGCCAGAAUUUUCUGCAAAAGCAACCAUGGAGAUCUUGCUACUAUUGGAAAUAAUAGUGAAAGAAAAUUUUUAUGGAGAUAUAUCUUAAAAAAUGGCAAACUGAAGUCAUACCUCAUAGGAUUAACUCAGAAUGCGGAUCAACAGUUCAAUUGGAUGAAUGGAAGGCCGGUGCACUAUGCAGCUUGGGCACAGGGUGAGCCCAACUUUGCAGCUGCUCAAGAAAAUUGUGUGGUCUUAAAUAAAGAGGAUGGCUUGUGGAAUGAUGUCAACUGUGGUUUUUCGAAUGGCUAUAUCUGUGAGAGACAAAGAAGUCUUAAAAAUGCAACACUUCCUUCAGCAGUACCUUCACCUCCUGGAGGAUGUCCUGAAGAUUGGCUUUUAUUCAAAAAUAAGUGUUACAAAUUUUUUGGCUCUUCCUAUGAUUACUGGCAUAGUGCAAGAAGAAAUUGUAUGAGCCUUGGAGGAAACCUGGCAAGCAUACCUAAUGAACAAGUACAAGCUUUUCUCACUUACCAUUUGAAGGAUGCUUCACACGAACCCUGGAUUGGAUUAAAUGAUAUUCUCAGUGAACUUAACUUUGUUUGGGCUGAUGGAAGUGCUGUCUCCUAUACAAACUGGGCUCCAGAUUCCCCAAAACUUGUAGAACCCGUUUUGUUUGACACUCUACGUCCAGAGGAUGGCCACAAUCUGCAGCAG
This is a messenger RNA of Apaloderma vittatum (bar-tailed trogon), 1922 nucleotides long. RefSeq names its product macrophage mannose receptor 1-like. The annotation marks the transcript as partial. The record is from RefSeq and is a predicted model, not a curated record. Lineage: Eukaryota; Metazoa; Chordata; Aves; Trogoniformes; Trogonidae. The transcript has 15 exons. Gene Ontology annotation, molecular function: signaling receptor activity.